AUGGCAGCAGGUAAUGUCAAGCUUCUAGGAAUAUGGGCAAGCCCUUUCGUGAACCGGGUUGAAAUAGCCCUCAAAAUAAAAUCUAUUGAGUCUGAGUUUAUACAAGAAAACUUGUUAAACAAAAGUGAGUUGCUCCUCAAAUCCAACCCUGUUUACAAGAAAAUCCCAGUCCUGUUCCAUGAUGAAAAGCCUAUUUGCGAGUCACUGGUCAUCCUUCAGUACAUCGAUGAAGUUUGGACUAAUGGUCCCUCCAUUCUUUCUUCUGAUCCUUAUGAUCGUGCCAUAUCCCGGUUUUGGGCAGCCUAUAUAGAUCAAAAGUGGUUUCCGUUGGUGAUGGAGCUUAGGAAUGCGCAAGGAAAAGAAGCAAAGGAAGCAGUGUUGGACAAAAUAUAUGAAGGAGAUUUGCUGCUGGAGGAAGCUUUUAUCAAGAUCAGCAAAGGUAAAUCUUUCUUUGGUGGAGAUAGCAUCGGUUACCUUGACAUUGUUCUAGGGAGUUUACUUGGAUGGGUGAAGGCGCAAGAGACAAUGGAUGAAGUGAAGAUACUAGAUGAAACCAAGAUACCUAACUUAGCAAAAUGGGAUGAGAGAUUUUGCUCGAACGAAGUUGUAAAGGAUAUCAUUCCACAGCCUGAAAAACUUGUCGAAGUUUAUCGGAAGUAUAAGGAGAGCUUAUACAAUAAAUAAUAUUGCUCUUUAUUUGCCUGUUUUUAUUAAGGAAAGUGUGUCUCAAGCCCCUUCCAUAGGCAGGAAGUGUUUGUUCCGACAUCUUGUUCAAAAGAAGUGAGAAUAAAAGAAGUUUGUUCUUAUUAAUGAACUAAACAAAUGAAUAUUAUUUUGAAUUCCAAGAUGUUGAUCUGCAUUAUACAUAUAUGCUGCAUAUAGCUUUUAUGAUUUAAGAACUAAAAUUACACUA
Messenger RNA from Lycium ferocissimum, 913 nucleotides. RefSeq names its product glutathione S-transferase U17-like. Gene Ontology annotation, cellular component: cytoplasm. The transcript has 2 exons. The record is from RefSeq and is a predicted model, not a curated record. Gene Ontology annotation, biological process: glutathione metabolic process. NCBI's taxonomy places the organism in Eukaryota, Viridiplantae, Streptophyta, Magnoliopsida, Solanales, Solanaceae. Gene Ontology annotation, molecular function: glutathione transferase activity. The coding region runs from base 1 to 684 and encodes 227 amino acids.